AUGGCUUGUGAGUAUCAAUCAAUAAAACGAAGACGAAGUCAUUUUAUUAUUACGUUCAAUUAUUUAGUUUAUGGUUCGAUUUUUUCAAACGAAUCGUCAUGGGCUGAUGGACGACAAUUUCGUCCAGCUCGUCAUAUCGCUUGUCCACAACGAUUGAAAUAUAUUCAUAAUAUCAAAGAUGGGUAUAUUCCGUAUGUUGAAGAUUCAGCGUAUGUUAAUCCAUCAACAAACGAUGCUUCAGUCAAAAAAACCAAUCGUUUGGGUCUAUAUAAUGCGAUGCAUGAUUGGCGUCAAGAACUGAUGGGAUUAGCUCGGCAAGUACAAUCAUCUUUAGUACUUCUUAAUGAAGGUCAACAAACUCGACCAAAGCGUUCAUCUCGAUCCCACUAUAGACGAGCAAAUAGUUCUAUGCCAAAUCAUCAUUUGGAGCAAAUAAGUGAAGAAAGUACUCCAAAACGAUCACCCAAUCGCCAUCAAACUGCACGUUAUUCGCUGCCAAUUCUAGCAAAGCCUAAACUAUCUAUUGCUUUGAAUGAACAAGAAUCAUCAAAUAUUAAUGAAAAUCAAGAUCCCGGUAUAUGGUUACUUCCAAUUCUUUGUCAUAUAUUACAUGUUGAUAAUAUCAGUGAAGCACAAGAUUGGCUUGUCAAUGCUAAUAUUACUGAAAAACGUUUAGCAAUGGAAUUAAUUAGUCGAACAAUGCAAGAUAUGCAAAAUAAUGACACUCCAUGCAUACCUGAUUUGCCGACUAGUGAUCAAACUGUAACAUCAACAAAUUCAAACAACAUCUAUUGGCCAUACAAAUUAUGGCAACAUCAACAACAAUCGAAAUUAACUAUUGAGAAUAAUGAUACAUGUGAACGAGCAACAUCGCCAGUUCGAAUUCUUAUACCAGGUAAACGAUUAACAACAUCAAGUACAAAUGAUAGAUUAUCAACGGCUUCUGCAUUCAUUCGAUCGAAUCAAAAUCUGCAAGCAAGCACAAUAUCGCAUGUACCAGACAUAUGGCGUCCCUCUACAAGAUUAUUAACACCAAUGACAGCGAAUAAUAGUGAUCGUGCAUCUCGUCGUAGUUAUCGUAUAACUACAACUGCAAGCGUUUCUACAGAUAAUGCUAAUAAGAUUUUAUCGGCAAAUUUACGUGGCAAAACUCCACUUGUCUGA
This is a messenger RNA of Rotaria socialis, 1164 nucleotides long. NCBI's taxonomy places the organism in Eukaryota, Metazoa, Rotifera, Eurotatoria, Philodinida, Philodinidae. The record is from the annotation of a GenBank genome assembly.